CCGCUGAUUGAACUUCCGACAGAAAAGCGGUUGAUUACUGAGGAAUAUUUGGAGGAGUGGAUCACUACCGGCCAAAUGGCACUUGGCGCAGAAGGCGUAGCACAGGAUGAAAUGGAAGACCUGUCAUCCCUCUGUAACAGCGAAGCUGUCCGGGAGGAGUUGAUGGAUCCGGAGCUGAUGGACAGUGUAUCAGUGCGGGAGCAACAGAUUUCCACGGCGUCACUGAAAAUGCAGUUUGCAAAGAUCAAGGAGCUGGUGAAAAAGGAACCGGCGGAGGUACAACCCCGGGCACCAUCUCCGGAGUCCGAUGACUCCGAGGGCGCAGUGCCCGAAGCAGACAGACCCUACGUCGUCCGAAGGAUCGAGGGUUGGCAGUAUAUCAAUCGGAUACCGGGAGAACGCUUUCUCUAUGGUGAGAUAGAAAUCGGACUGAUGUACUCACCACAGAAGAUGAGGUUAACCAUAGAGGUAUGCUAA
Molecule: messenger RNA, 477 nt
Organism: Dibothriocephalus latus
Lineage: Eukaryota; Metazoa; Platyhelminthes; Cestoda; Diphyllobothriidea; Diphyllobothriidae
Source: the annotation of a GenBank genome assembly